AGGCUGGAUUGGUGAAUGAUUUGAAGUAAACGGGCAAUUUUUACCUCUUGGGGACGGUUCAAUGGAGAUUCAUUCUCUGUACAAUCUUGGAUUCAUGACAGAUGCACCCGCUGCUUUGCAGAAUAUUGCCACUGCACCUGUGCAAAUCAAGGAGAAAAAAUCGGAAAGCAGAGCGGUCAGCAAGAAGCGAAGAACGCAUGUGCUGAACCUCAUAAAGUAUUUCUCCAAGUUUUCUUUGUUUGAUGGAGUAAGCGCCUUUGCAAAGUCCAAGGUCGCAGCGCAUAUGACAAGAGUGUGUUUGCCGACUGGAACCCUCCUCUUCAGCAGCGAGGACAUGGGUGCUUCCAUAUUUUUGGUGCUGAAGGGAAAAGUGCUCUGCAAUGAGGCUGGAAGACGGAAGAUGGCGAAGCCUUUCAAUAUGGUGGGGAUGGAAGUGUUGUGCUCGGCGGCACAAUCACGCUCCAAGAACGCUGAAGCAGCUGAGGUAUCCGCAUGCAGGAGGUUCACAACUGCCGUCACAGCAACAGAUUGCGAAUUAUUGGUCUUGUCACUUAAGGAUCUCGUUCCAAUCGUUCGGCUGUGCAAGGAUCUUGGAGACAACGUGCAUCGGAUGGCAUGCGACUUUGUGAGAAGGCUGGCAGCUCAUGGCAGUGCCGAAGCUCGCAAAUGCUAUGAGACGAUUUUACUUGGACUCCAUGAGGAUGGACCUAAGCGGGAAGAAAUUAUCGUUCAGAAACGAAAUGCAAUGCAAAGCGAAAGGCUACAGUCGAUGAGGCGGCUGGUAGCAGCUGCUAACGAUCAAUGGGCUGCUCUGAGGUUGAAGGAUUCUUGUCCUGGACGAAGUAGUAGGUUCGAACUGUCGGCAGAAUCGUCUUCACACUUAACGUUUCCAUGUUGUUACCCGAAUAGCUUGUUUUGCUCUGUUAACUCUCCCUUCAAUUUUGUGGUAUGAGAGACCACCAAGACUUUUGAAAUCACCUUGUCAUUAUAGAUCACUGUUUUUUUGGCUAUGUGUAAAAUAAAGGUUUUUUGGAACUU
Guillardia theta CCMP2712 is the source of this 1038-nucleotide messenger RNA. RefSeq lists its product as hypothetical. The record is from RefSeq and is a predicted model, not a curated record. Lineage: Eukaryota; Cryptophyceae; Pyrenomonadales; Geminigeraceae. Bases 62 to 952 code for a protein of 296 amino acids. The transcript is spliced from 4 exons.